Messenger RNA from Caenorhabditis remanei, 429 nucleotides. RefSeq lists its product as uncharacterized. Lineage: Eukaryota; Metazoa; Nematoda; Chromadorea; Rhabditida; Rhabditidae. Gene Ontology annotation, molecular function: nucleic acid binding; RNA-DNA hybrid ribonuclease activity. The transcript has 5 exons. The coding region runs from base 1 to 429 and encodes 142 amino acids. The record is from RefSeq and is a predicted model, not a curated record. Gene Ontology annotation, biological process: DNA replication, removal of RNA primer.
AUGACAAUCCCUAGAUUAAAAAUCCCGACUCCGCGUGUCUCGUCAUACCGAACUGCUCACUCGUUAAAACAAGCAGUUCACCAUACUCGUUCAAUCCAAAAAUCUCUCAAUUACACCGGCGGACGCGCUGUUGCAUACACAGAUGGAUGGUGUUUGAACGAAGGAAGGAGGAACGCAAAAGCCGGAUUCGGUGUUUUUUGGUAUCCUGGUUGCGCGUACAACUUUUGUGGAAACAUGACUGGAAAACAAGACAGCCACCGCGCCGAGCUUUGUGCGGUUUCUACAGCGAUCUUGAUGGCUUACCUUCUCAACAAACCGGGAAUUACAAUCAAAACUGAUUGUAAAUUUGUGAUAACUUCAUACAAAAUGCCGAAAGAAUGGCGACGGCGAGUCACUUUGUCUUGUGAUUCAUUAUCAAUUGAUAUUUAA